Molecule: messenger RNA, 6829 nt
Organism: Melopsittacus undulatus (budgerigar)
Lineage: Eukaryota; Metazoa; Chordata; Aves; Psittaciformes; Psittaculidae
Product: nuclear factor of activated T-cells 5-like
Exons: 14
Coding region: 394-4896 (1500 amino acids)
Biological process (GO): cytokine production; calcineurin-NFAT signaling cascade; regulation of transcription by RNA polymerase II
Cellular component (GO): transcription regulator complex
Molecular function (GO): DNA-binding transcription factor activity, RNA polymerase II-specific; RNA polymerase II cis-regulatory region sequence-specific DNA binding; transcription factor binding
Source: RefSeq, a predicted model, not a curated record
GUGGCGGUUCUCAUCUUGCCUCCUCGCCCGCCGGGGCGCAUGCGCGGGUUGGUAGCGGUGGUCUCUGUGUGCUCUUUACACCUCGCUCCUUUUUUCUCGGCGUCUGCGCAAGUGUGGAGUGGUUGUCUGAGGAGGCGGUUGGGCGUGUUCUGUUGGUAGUAGUUGGUUCCUGUCAACGGUGGCGGGUAGCGGUGCCCGGUCCUGACGCCUAACGGAGCCUUCGGUCUAGGCCGACUCGGCCAAAUUCGUGGUUCCGACGUGUGGAGCGCCGUGCUCUUGCCUGCUGGUGUCUCCCCUCCCCACCCCGGGGCUGCGGAGGCAGCAGCGCUUCUCUUCCUAACCGGUCCCCUUCUCCCACCGCUUCCUUCAUCCCUGCCGGGCCGUGGAGCUGCGAUGCCCUCGGACUUCAUUUCUCUGCUCAGCGCUGAUCUUGACCUCGAAUCUCCCAAAUCCCUGUACUCCAAGGAAUCUGUCUAUGACCUUCUCCCAAAGGAGCUGCAGUUACCACCUUCCACAGAAACUUCUGUAGCAUCCAUGAGCCAAACAAGUGGUGGUGAGGCAAGUUCGCCACCUCCAGCUGUAGUUGCUGCUGAUGCUUCUUCAGCUCCUUCCUCUUCCUCCAUGGGCGGUGCUUGCAGCUCCUUUACCACCUUAUCCAGUCCUACCAUUUACUAUACCUCAGUCACUGACAGCAAGGCUAUGCAAGUGGAGAGCUGCUCCUCAGCUGUGGGGGUAAGUACCAGAGGGGUAAGUGAAAAGCAGUUAACCAGUAAUGCGGUCCAGCAGCAGCAGUCAACGCCGAAGAGACACACAGUCCUGUACAUCUCGCCACCACCUGAGGACUUGCUGGACAACAGUCAGAUGUCCUGCCAGGAUGAGGGGUGUGGAUUGGAUUCAGAACAGAGCUGCAGUAUGUGGAUGGAGGAUUCACCCUCCAACUUCAGUAACAUGAGUACCAGUUCCUACAAUGAUAACACUGAGGUGCCACGUAAAUCACGCAAACGAAAUCCAAAGCAGAGGCCAGGGAUCAAACGUCGAGAUUGUGAAGAGUCCAACAUGGAUAUAUUUGAUGCCGACAGUGCCAAAGCGCCUCACUAUGUCCUUUCUCAGCUCAGCAUGGACAGCAAAGGCAACUCAAAAGCAGGAAAUGGAGCAUCAGAAAACCAGAAAGGAGCUGGAGGGAAGAAGACACCAGUGUUGUGUGGUCAGUAUCCAACUAAGAGUGAGGGGAAGGAGCUGAAGAUCGUGGUACAGCCAGAAACCCAGCACAGGGCUCGUUACCUGACUGAAGGCAGCCGAGGCUCAGUGAAAGAUCGGACACAGCAAGGCUUUCCAACUGUCAAGCUGGAAGGUCACAAUGAGCCGGUGGUGCUUCAGGUAUUUGUAGGUAAUGACUCUGGUCGAGUGAAGCCACAUGGAUUCUACCAGGCCUGCAGAGUUACUGGGAGAAACACUACUCCCUGCAAAGAAGUGGAUAUAGAGGGGACUACUGUUAUUGAGGUUGGACUGGACCCAAGCAACAGUAUGACACUUGCAGUUGAUUGCGUGGGAAUACUGAAGCUGAGAAAUGCUGAUGUUGAAGCUAGGAUAGGGAUUGCUAGCUCAAAGAAAAAGAGCACACGUGCUAGGCUGGUAUUUCGUGUUAACAUCACUCGCAAAGAUGGUUCAACUUUGACUCUUCAGACACCUUCUUCCCCGAUUUUGUGCACUCAACCAGCAGGUGUCCCAGAGAUCCUAAAGAAAAGUCUGCACAGUUGUUCAGUGAAGGGUGAAGAAGAAGUUUUUCUGAUUGGCAAGAACUUUCUAAAGGGAACAAAAGUGGUUUUCCAGGAGAAAAUUUCUGAUGAGAAUUCAUGGAAGGCAGAAGCUGAAAUAGACAUGGAAUUAUUUCAUCAGAAUCACCUUAUUGUGAAGGUGCCACCAUAUCAUAACCAGCAAAUAACCUCAGCUGUUUCUGUGGGAAUAUAUGUGGUAACCAAUGCGGGAAGAUCGCAUGAUGUGCAACCAUUUACAUACACUCCAGACACAUCUGGUACUCUGAAUGUUAAUGUGAAGAAGGAAAUCUCCAGCCCAACCCAACAUUGUUCUUUUGAAGAGGCUAUAAAAGCAGUGAAGGCCACUGGCUGUAACCUGGAGAAGGUCAACAUUCUUCCUAGUGCCUUGAUAACUCCAUUCAUGCCAAGCAGUAUGAUUAAGAAUGAAGAUGUGGCUCCAAUGGAAGUAAGUGCAGAAAAAAGAUCUCCUGUCUUCAAGGCUUCAAGUGUUGUUGGACCAGCUCAACAAACACUGGAAAACAGUAUGUCUGGAAUAUCAACUUCUACUUCUCAUUUACCUUCUGAAAAUGAAACCCAGCAACAAAUACAGACGAAGCUGUAUAAUCCAGAGACACUAAUUACUAUCCAAACACAGGACAUUUCCCAGCCUGGUAGCUUUUCAGCACUCUGUACUCCAGGUCAGCUGCAGAGCAGUGAUACAUUAUUGCAGCAAGCUGCACAGUUCCAAACAAGAGAUUCCCUAACCAGGGAAGUCUUGCAAUCAGAUGGCACAGUGGUCACUUUGUCACAAUUAACUGAUGCAUCACAACAGCAACAGUCUACACUCUCAGAACCAGCACAGGCAUUUCAGGAACAGGUUUCAUCAAGUAUUUUCUCAUCAGGAAGUGGCGUGAGUAAGUUACAGAACACUAUCCAGCAACUUCAAGCUGUAAAUUUUCCAAGAAACACUGCCACUGGCAGCAAUAGGAAUGUUGACUUGGUGCAACAGGUACUGGAAGCUCAACAGCAGUUAUCUUCUGUUUUAUUUUCUGGUUCAGACAGCAGUGAGGAUGUUCAAGAUCAGCUAAAUGCAGAUAUCUUUCAGCAAGUUAGUCAUAUACAAAAUAGUGUAAAUCCUGGGAUAUUUUCCUCAUCAGACACAGCUGUUCAUUCUAGAUCAGAGAACCUUUUGCCUGGACGAGAUGAAAAUGUUCACUUACAACCUGAAAAUGCGUUGUCCAAACAACAGCAGCAGCAGGUGAUGGAGACUUCUGCUGCAAUGGUGAUAGGAAUACAACAAAAAAUUUGCCAGUCUGCAACACAGAUGCAAUCUGAUUUGUUCUCUUCAACAACAUCAGGAAAUGGAGCCCUCCAACAGUCACCUGUUUACCAGCAGGCUUCUCACAUAAUGAGUGAGCUAUCAACAAGUGAAGACAUGCAAAUGCAGUGUGAAUUAUUCUCUUCAUCUCCUGGUGUUUCUGGAAGUGAGACUCAGCAGCAGGUCUCCAACAAUGGGUGUACUAUGUUUCAGGCCACAAAUUCUGCAGGUGGCGAAGAAGAUUCAGAACAGAGUGAACAGAUGCAAAGUACUGUAUUUCAGACCAUGGUUCAAAUACAGCAUAGUGGAGAAAGUCAAUCUCAAGUUAAUCUCUUUUCAUCUACUGAAAACAUGAUGGCUGUUCAGGCAAAUGGAACUCAGCAACAAGGAGGUGGUCUGUUCCAGCAGGGCAGAGAAAUCAUGUCUGUUCAGUCAGGAAGCUUUAUGCAGCAGUCUCCACAUUCUCAAGCUCAGCUUUUUCACUCUCAGAAUCCUGUUGGUGAUACUCAGAAUAUAUCACAGGAAACACAAGGCUCUGUUUUCCACAGUCCAAAUUCCAUUGUCCACAACCAGACCAGUACCAAUUCCCCAGACCAACUGCAGCCUCCAAUGUUCCACUCACAGAACACCAUGGGUGUAUUGCAAAGCUCUUCAGUUCCUCAAGACCAGCGGUCUGCUAACAUGUUCCUUUCCCAGAGUUCAGUGAGCAAUGCUGCAACUCAAGAACAGGUAUCAUUCUUUACAAGCCCAAAUUCCAUUUCUCCUCUUCAGACAGCAACAAACACUGAACAACAGACUUCUUUCCAGCGGCAGACACAGAUAUCUCAUAUCCAGGGUUCUAUGCUUCCCCAAGAACAGCCCCAGACUCAGCCUGCUCAGCAAGGUUUAUUUCAGUCUCAAGUAUCACUAGGCUCCAUCCAGUCCAGUUCAGUUCCUCAGAACCAACAAGGAACUAUCUUCCAGCCUCAGCAUUCAAUAGUUGCUAUUCAGAGUAAUCCUCCAGCUCAAGAACAGCAGCAGCAGCAACAGCAAAACAUGAUGUUCAGUAAUCAAAAUUCAAUGAGUACAAUUGCUUCUCAAAAGCAGAACAUGAUUUUCAAUCCAAAUCAAAACCCAGUUGCCAAUCAGGAGCAACAAGGCCAGUCCAUUUUUCAUCCACAGACUAACAUGACAUCAGUGAACCAGGAGCAGCAGCCCAUGCAAUUCCAGAGUCAGAGUACUGUGUCUUCUCUUCAGACUACUGGAUCCAGCCAGGCUGAAGCACAGCAACCAGCCAUCUUCCAUAACUCACCCCAGAUUCAGUUGGUCCAAAGGUCAUCAACUUCUCAAGAGCAACAAGUCACCCUCUUCAUCUCUUCAGCUUCCAUGUCUGCUUUACAGAACAGUAUGAGCCAGCAGGAGAUGCAGCAGUCUCCUAUGUACUCUUCUCAAAACAGCAUGGCAGGAAUGCAAGGAACUGCUUCUCCUCCACAGCAACAAGCUGCUUUAUUCCACAACGCAGCAGGAGGUGCUGUCAACCAGCUGCAGAAUUCUCCUGCUUCGCCUCAGCAAACAUCAGGAAUAUUCCUCUUUGGCAUUCAAAACAAUUGUGGCCAGCUGCUAACUUCUGCACCAGCGACAUUGCCUGAUGAGUUGAUGGCUAUAAGUCAGCCAGGUCAGCCACAGAGCAAGGGACAAGCAGCUGUGCCCACGCUUCUCUCCCAGCAGAUAUCUGAGACAUCUCCACUACCUUCAGCUAUGGCAACCAACCAGAAUAUUGAGAAAAUAGAUGAUCUGCUCAUGUCAUUGCAAAACCAGGGGAACAAUAUAGCUGGCUCCUUUUAAUUAGUCAAAAAUUCUGUGAAGAAAAAAGUGAUGAUUUCCCAGAUACUCUCAGACCUUCUGACUCUGGAUUAGUCUGUGUGGAACCAAUUGCUUCUGUCAAAGAGUGGCCCUCUUCUCUAAAGAGCACACACAUGGCCAAUUGCAGCAUCUAGCACCUAAGGCUCUGACCAUAGUAUUUGGGAUUUGUAGUGCAAAUAAUGCUGAAAAGCUAUGCUUUGUUUUACUAGGGCAUGGGAUUGUACCGUUACCAGAUUCCUAAACUUCAUUAACAGUGGCGUGCUCUUUGACUUUAAAGCAUAUCUGAUCAGCUAUUAUUGUUGUUAGAAGGUAAUACAUGUCACCAUAUUUACUUUUUUUUUUCCUCCUCUUCCUUCUUCACAUCCCCUCCUUUGACUGGAAAAGCUUGUGAAGCAGAAACAUCAAAUGCCUGUGCCAUGAGCCAUGACUCAUAGCUGUCAGUAAGUGAAGGGAUUGUUUUAGAAUUGAGUGGGAGAGCUAAUACUGUGAUUUGCUAAUUGCAGUAGGCAGCAAUGACAAAUUGAUAACUAUAAUCAGCUAGCAGAGAAUUGUUUGCUUCUGUAGAUAGCCAGAGGUGGGUGCUUCCCAUCUGCAGAUGUGAUUAAUCAUUUUCCGUGACUCUUAUGUGUAACUACAUGGAACAAGGGUUUGAUGGCUCUAAAAUGAAGACAUGAAGGGGAACUUUCAAUUAAAUUUUGUUCUUAAAAUCUUGUCCUCUAAAAUACCUUCUAAAGAACAUUCUGCCUGCCUGAGGAAAGAACUCCUCUGUCUCUCGCUCUGACUGGAUGGGUUAGAACUCUGUAAAGCUGCAUUAGUUGUUCUCAAACCAGUCUUCUCCCUUCAAUUCUUUUCAUGGUUUUCCUUCUCUCUUCUCCAGUUUCAUAUUGUGUUUUAAAAAAAGGCAUAAAUAUCUUACCGGCUUUAAAUGCCAGCAGCAACUUUUAGGAAUCUGUGGCAUUAAAUUGCUUAGUCAAUAGAAGCUUUGACAAAUAAUCAAGGAUUAAGGAGAGGGGAAGCAAUUUCUCCACCACCUUCUAAAUGCAGGAACCCCCCCUUAACCAGGUAUUUUCCAGCUAUUACUGAUGUAAAUCUUCAGCUUGACUUUACUCCAAGUUAGGGGGCAAAUUACAUCAUUUUUAAGCAUUCUGGAAAAUUUCACUUAAUCCUGAACUGUUGCAUCUUUGUAGCAUAUUGAGCUCACUGCAGUUUUGAAGUGACUAUUUUUCCCUACCAACAGUCCCCCAAAUCUAGUUUCUAGAUGGUCAUGUUUCAAUUUAAAAACUAAAAAAAAACAUUGACUGAUGUUACAGAAUGUAAGAACAACCCACUCCAGAUCAUGUGGUUGCAUUGUGAGGUAUGUGAAUUUUUUGGGUGCUCCAACUAUCCAGAAAGUUUUGUGAAUUCUCACUACAGCCUCAUUCAGAUCUUUGUUUCUUCUGCAUGUAGAAAGCUGUUACUGCCUUGAGACUCAGACAGCUGUCAUGUAUGGCGAUUAUGCCUUGAUAGAGUGUAGUUGGUAUCAUGUCAUUUUACAUUUUUGUUAUUUUAAAUAACAAAGACUAGUCUGUAAAUGGUUUCCUAAGUUUCUCUAGUCUGUUUACCAUGGUUUUUUUCCCUUAACUUGUGUGUGUAGUUGAGCCAUGUAGAGUUUUUGUUUGUUUAAUGGAUUUUCCCAUUUGUCAGUUUGUCCUGCCGUUCACUUUCUCUUUCUGUCUCUCUCUUUCUCUCUCUCAUUGAGAGGCAAUGAAUUACGUUUUCAAUAGUAAGGCUUCUUGCCGAUAUGAAGGGAACUUUUCAGAAAGAGACCUGCUCUGGGUCAUUUAAUUUUGAAUACAUUUUUCAAUCGUUCAGGUUUUGGAUGGUUUAUAUCUAACGUGUGUUUCAUUUUUUUUGAAAGCUAUAUUUUGUAUUUAGG